AUGAACUUUCUCACAGAAGAACAUUACAGGCUAAGAGGGAAGCUUAAGGAAUUGGACCAUGAAGAGCAUUUACUGCACGACUACGAAAGACGAGUUUCUGUGUUGAAGCAGCAGUUGUCUACCAAAGAGAAAGUGCAUGACGCUGUGGUGGAGGAUCUCAAGACCAAAGUGGCUGAAUUGAGCAAACAGCUCGAACAGACUUCUAGACAAGCACCAGCGCCAGGACCUGGGAAGAGAAGUACGUUCCUUUCUCCACCAAGCACAGCAGCUCACCAUAGAUCCAUGCCUCAAUUCACUGACCAUAGCUUUUUCUCUCCUGGAGAAACGAAAUCUGUAUUCAGCAAACUGUUGUUCUCGCCUGUUUUGUCCAGGCCAAGUCUGGUAGGCGCUAGGGCUCCUCCAUUGGGAUCUAAAGCUAAAUCGCUAAAGGAGAGUCUAGCGUCGCUGCUGAAGGAAGAUACUCAGAAAUCGCAACUGGAGCCUGUCAUGGAGCCACAACCGAACGUUUUCUCGUCUCCUGGUACAUCUGCAGAUGCAACGCCUAUAAAGAAACGCCCCCAAGAGGAUGAUGCAGAAAUCGAGGCUAAUCUGACUACAGUGAACCAUAAUACGAGUGUGGAUGAGAAUGACAGUUUCCGAAGCGCCAGUGCUGAUUUGCUGAACCGUCAGAUCGCCAUUCCUGGCAAAAGCAAGAAAUCGAAAAUCAGACUAUUAUCUACUGACGCCACGCGAGUAGCCCUGGACCAUGGGAAAGGCUUGUUGGCUGAAGACGAGGAAAUCAACUCGCUCGAUUUCUACAACGACGAUAACUUUGCUGAAGAUAACCAUUCGUCUCCAUUACGGCCCGCCAAACGUCCUCGCGAGGAGUCCGAGGAGCCCGAAGAAACCCCAAGAAAGAAGCAUUCCCUACUUCGUGAAGCGGCUCGAAGGAACUUGGUGCUCAAGGGCCCGGUUCGCAAGGGCCUGAUUGGACUUCGUACUCUUUCUACUGCUUCCAAGGAAGUUCGUCUUUGUCAGGUCAGAAAUGCCACUUACGCCACCCAGAAUCCAACAAUCCUCGAUCUUAACGUCUCGAGGUUGCCUGCUUCGAACUUUGAUUUGCCUCAGGAGUCUCGUGCCCAGGCUGUUUUCGCCACCGACGGUUCCAAGGUAACCCCCGAGGGAUCUGUGCUUCAGAUGAAGAAGAAGGAUGGUGAAAGCAAGAAGUCUGACACUGAAGAGCCUGCUAAGGAGAAGAAGAAGGAGCCAGAACCAGCGAAAGACGUGGAGCCGGAAAGACCCAGAGAAUCUGGUGGACUGGUUGUGGAGGCCUCUCUGACGGGAGGUACUUCUGUGGGCAGCAGCAACGGCAACGGCAAUAACAACAAUAACAAUAACAACAACAAUAAUAAUAAUGACGACGAUGACGAUAACAAGAACAUGCCUUCGGUGAUGACGUACGCGCCUGGCUCUUACCCCCCUCUAUUGGCUAUCGCCAUGAAAGACAAACCACCACUUCCGGGUCGUCCAUUCUCGAUCAAUAUCUCUGAUCCAGCUGUCAAGAAGACCAUCAUUGAGAUUUGCGACAGAAGAGAACCUCACUUUGUCUUGUUCCACAUGAAGGACCCUGAGGAGCCAGAUACCGAUAUUAUCCACAAUAGAAACUCCAUCUACAACAUCGGUGUGCACUGCUACGUGCAGCGCUACUACGAGGAUGGACCUUACUUGCGUAUUCUUGGUUAUCCAAUGGAAAGAUGCAGUUUGGAAAAGCUUACUGUUCCUUCAGAAGAAGCUCCUGCCACUGCUGUCGCUACUGAUGGCUCCACCGCUCCAGAGCCUGUGGAGGAGGAUGAAGAUUUCCCAACUUCUUACUUGAAGUCUUUGGGUGUUUCUUACGCAAAGGUUUCUCACUGCAAAGAUGAGCCAUAUGACCCAAAUAGCGUCGAGUUUAAAGCUCUCAUUGAAGACGUCAAGAACCUGUUAUCAAAGAUGGCACGCGUGAUACCGAACAAGAAAGACACCGUGAGAGACGCCAGCAACUUGUUGACCUCUCCUCAUAAACUUGCUGACUUUAUCGGUUCUACUACUAGUGCUACCCCUAAGAAGGUCCAGGAAAUGUUGGAAGAGCUUAAUAUCGAAGCUAGAUUACAGAAGGCUCUUGACUUGUUCAAGAACGAACUUGAAGCUUACACGAUUGCAGAAAAAACCAUGAAGGAAUUGUCAUCUCGUGCUGAUGAAGCUCAAACGAAGCAAAUCGUUAAAGAAUACAUCAAAGGCUUACAGAAGAACGCUGGUCUUGUUGAACAAGAGAACUCCAAGACUCGCAAGUUUGAUGAACGUUUGAAGCACUUGAAGUUGAGUGACGAAGCUAUGGAAGCAUACAACAGUGAGAAAGCUAAGAUGGAAAGUCAAAAUGAGCACUCUAGUGAACUCGCUGUGAGUGAAAGAUACUUGGACUGGUUAACUUCUAUUCCUUGGGGUGUGUACUCCAAGGACCGUUUCAAGGUUUCUCUUGCCAAGGCUAUCUUGGACCGUGAUCAUUAUGGUUUAAAGGAAGUCAAGGAACGUAUCUUGGAAUUCAUCUCCAUGGGUAAGGUCUCUGGUAAGGUUGACGGUAAGAUCUUGUGUUUAACUGGUCCUCCAGGUACUGGUAAAACUUCGAUCGCCAAAUCUAUUGCCGAAGCUUUGGACCGUCGUUAUGUCAGAAUUGCAAUGGGUGGUAUUCAAGAUGUUCACGAAGUCAAGGGUCAUAGAAGAACAUACAUCGGCUCCAUUCCAGGUCGUAUAAUAUCGGCCUUGAAGCUGGCUAAGACUUCUAAUCCCUUGAUGUUGAUUGAUGAGAUUGAUAAACUCGACUUAACGAGAAGCGGUGGUGCCGCUUCCGCGUUUUUGGAGAUUUUAGAUCCUGAGCAGAACAAUGCCUUCGUUGAUAAUUAUAUUGAUGUCAAGGUGGAUCUUUCCAAGGUGUUGUUCGUUUGUACCGCUAACUACUUGGGCAAUAUUCCAGCUCCUUUGAGAGACAGAAUGGAAAUCAUCGAUGUUUCUGGUUACACUAACAAUGAGAAACUUGAGAUUGCCACGAGGCAUUUGAUCCCUCAAGCUGCUAAGAAGGCCGGCCUCGGCGAAGAACAUGUCACUAUCUCUCCACCAGCGAUUAUAAGGUUGAUAGAAAAAUACUGUCGUGAGAGUGGAUUGAGAAAUGUCAAGAAGUUAAUCACAAGAAUCUUCAGUAAAGCUUCGUUCAAGAUCGUUGAGCAGCUUGAAGAGAAGGAUGUACCAGCAAAGGAGGCUUCUGCUGCAGAGAACUCCACAGUUAAAGCUGAAGCUGCCGAAGUUCCUAAGCCAGAGGACAGUAAGCAGUUCUCCGACAAUGUCACGCUCAACGCCAACGAAGAACAGGAAGAAAUCAAGCCAUUGGACAUUCCUGCUGACGUGAAGUUGGAAAUCACACCAGACGUCUUGAAGGACUAUGUCGGUCCUGAGAUCUACACUAGAGCUCGUGUGUACGAUGUCCCACCUCCUGGUGUCGCUACCGGUCUUUCUUACAGUACAUCCGGUAACGGUGAUGCUCUUUACAUUGAGUCCAUUUUGACGCAUGCCAUUGGAUCUGGUUCGGGUCAUGCUGGUAUGCAUGUUACUGGUCACUUGAAGGAUGUGAUGAAGGAAUCGGCUUCCAUUGCUUAUUCCUUUGCCAAGCUGUUCCUCGUGAAAGAAUAUCCUGAAAACAGAUUCUUCGAGGCUGCCGACAUCCAUGUGCAUUGUCCAGAUGGUGCUAUUCCAAAGGAUGGUCCUUCUGCUGGUAUUUCCUUUACGUCCUCUUUGGUCUCGUUGGCUCUUAACAAAGCUUUGCCUCCUACGACAGCCAUGACUGGUGAAAUCACUCUUACAGGAAAGGUCUUGCCUGUUGGAGGUCUCAGAGAGAAGAUCCUUGGUGCUAAGAGAUAUGGUUGCGAUACUAUCAUUUUCCCUAAGGAUAUCGAGAACGAGCUUGAAGAGAUUCCAGAUGAGGUCAAGAGCGGUGUCAAGUUCAUUCCUGUUCUGUGGUACUCUGAAGUUUUCGAAGCUAUUUUCCCUGAUGCUAACAAGGAAGAGUUCAGCAAUGUCUGGAAGGAGGAGUUUGCAAAGUUGGAUGAGAAAAAGAAGAAGAAGAGCGACUAA
Candidozyma haemuli is the source of this 4137-nucleotide messenger RNA. RefSeq names its product ATP-dependent Lon protease (gene PIM1). Gene Ontology annotation, cellular component: mitochondrial matrix. Gene Ontology annotation, molecular function: ATP hydrolysis activity; single-stranded DNA binding; ATP binding. The record is from RefSeq and is a predicted model, not a curated record. The transcript is spliced from 3 exons. Gene Ontology annotation, biological process: mitochondrion organization; chaperone-mediated protein complex assembly; protein catabolic process. The coding region runs from base 1 to 4137 and encodes 1378 amino acids. Lineage: Eukaryota; Fungi; Ascomycota; Pichiomycetes; Serinales; Metschnikowiaceae.